Messenger RNA from Nakaseomyces glabratus, 3588 nucleotides. RefSeq names its product Sac3p (gene SAC3). Lineage: Eukaryota; Fungi; Ascomycota; Saccharomycetes; Saccharomycetales; Saccharomycetaceae. Gene Ontology annotation, cellular component: cytoplasm; nucleus; transcription export complex 2. The record is from RefSeq and is a predicted model, not a curated record. Gene Ontology annotation, biological process: mRNA export from nucleus.
AUGGAUAACGGUAAGGGGCAGUUCUUGGGGCCAUUGGUGGAUUCACCUGAGAAAUUUGGGUUUCAACGUCGGAGCCAUGGACCCAGACAGAUGCCCAAGUUUCUCAUUGCCCAGCAGCCCCAAUUGAGGACAAAGCCCUUCAAGCAGGACUCAUGGGACAAGAGUAAUCAGCAGAAGAUGUUGCAAUUGGAAGAAUCUAUUGAUGACUUGACAGAUUUAUACGAAAGACUAAGGAAGAUGAGGGAAAUGGAGAGGAAAAUGAUGGAAAACAAAGGUCUUGUAGAUAAAGCAGACCAUGCCAAGGAUCUGAACGAUGCAAUUGUUUUCCAAGGUACAUGUCUAGAUAUGUGCCCCAUUUUUGAGAGAUCGCGACGUAAUGUUGAAUACACGGUUUACAGUUACGAGAAGUUAAGUCCGGACGAUAAAAAGGCGGCUCGAUCAAAGGCCUUGAAAGUGUUUGCAAGACCUGCUGCCGCUGCUGCACCUCCUUUACCUUCAGAUGUUAGACCACCCCAUAUUCUGGUUAAGACAUUGGACUAUAUUGUGGAUAACUUACUUGACACUUUACCCGAGAGUGAAGGUUUUCUGUGGGAUAGAAUGCGGUCAAUCCGUCAAGAUUUCACAUAUCAAAAUUACUGUGGUCCUGAAGCAGUCGAUUGUAACGAAAGAAUUGUACGUAUUCAUCUUUUGAUCUUGCAUGUCAUGGCCAAGUCAAAGGUAAAAUACUCCAUGCAACAAGAGCUGGAACAACUGCAUAAAUCCUUAAUUACCUUAUCAGAAAUAUACGAUGAUGUACGUGCCGCUGGCGGAACGUGUCCAAAUGAAGCUGAAUUUAGAGCAUAUGCCUUACUGAGUAAAAUAAGAGAUCCUCAGUAUGACAAAACUAUCCAAGAUCUACCUGACUACAUAUUCCAAGAUGAUUUGGUACAGUUAGCAAUCUCUUUUAGAACUAUCAUAUCAAACUCCGGAUUUAUUGAAAGAGGUUUCAUUAAAACUGAAAAUUGCUUGAACUAUUAUCAGCGGUUUUUCAAGCUUAUUAAAAGUGACAGCAUUCCUUUUCUGAUGGCUUCUUUUCUAGAGACAUAUUUAGGGGAAGUUAGAUUUUAUGGCAUGAAAGCCUUGUCUCAUUCACUAAACAAAAAGCACAAACCGCUCGAUUUUAAAUAUGUGGAGGAUAUGUUUCUAUUCAAUGAUAGGGAAGAACUACUCUACUUUUGUGAAUAUUAUUCAAUUACGAUUACUGAUGAUGGCGUUGAUCUAAAGACAUUACCUCAUCAUUCACACAAAAUCCCAGAAAAAAAGCCGUUGAAUCAAAGCUAUUUGCAAUGUGUCGAGGAGAAACUACAACUCUCAAGUAAAAUCUCAAUUGUGAAUUCAGGUAAACCGAACUCUGGCGAAUUCUUUGGCAAUGCAAUUCCUCAAUCUAAAGUCAAAAACUUAUCUGUAUUGAAAGCAGCAGUACAGCAACCAACAAAUCCCACAAAGCCUCAGAAUCCUUUCACUUUUGGCAAACCGGAAAAGAGAAAGGAUAACAGUCCACUUCAAGUGAAAACGCCGGCCCUCUUAAAGCCUACAUCAGCAACUCUCAAGAUUGAGAAAAAAGGUAAUCCCCUUGUUUCUCAAACAAUGUCAUCAGAUGUUUCUACGCUACCAACCACAUCUUCAGUAUUCCAGCGCACGGAAUCUAGAAGUCCAUCUAAAGAUAUUGAAUUAUCUAAGAUAGAGCCACACCAAGUUCCGAUGAAAGCAAAUUUUGAAUUCAAUCAAUCAAAAACUACAAAUUCCAAUAAGAAUACGUUGAAUCCGCAGACCACUGCUAAAUUAAAAAACAUACCAAAGGAACCUGAAAAAUCAAACAGUGGUAAGAUAUCUAUUAGUAAAGUUCAAAAAGAGUCGCUUAUUUUGGAUAUCUAUAAUCAAGUGAAAAAUGAGGUCAUACAUAAGAAUGUGUCAAAUAUUGUUGAGGUCUCUCUGAAACAAAGAAGUCACAAAAGCCAGAUUAUUUCAGAUUUCUCUGGUGACCUUUUUCGUGCAUUUAUUCAUGAACAGUUGUACAUGAUUUAUCUUCAAAGCCAUGCUGACAUUUUGUUAGAAAAAUCAAUGGGUAAAAAAUACCUAUUGACAUGGUUAUCAAAAACAAAAAAGAAAAUAAAUAAAAAGAAAGAAAUAAAACAAAGAUCUGAAAGUAUACGAAUCGUUAGCAAACAGUUAGGAAUACCAAACUACUCAAUUGUCCCGAAUGAAGUCAAUUCAUCUUUCGUCAAUAAGACUUCAAAUGUAUCAUUUCAAUCUAAAGGCAGAGACUUCUCACCUUUACAACUCGAAAAAUGUAAUGUUUCUCACUCAAUGGUUAAGCAGAUGAAAUUCUGGCAGCCAAUGGACAUAAAAUCUCUCUACUUUCAAAAAGUACUGAAAAAGAUUCCCCCCAGCCAAAAUAUCAGCAUUCUGGUUAUUUUAGAUAACCAAAAUACAAUACCAAAUAAUUGGGUAUUGGAAAAAUUCUCAAUUAAGGAUUCCAAAAAAUCCACAAUAUCUGUGGAUGAUAAGAAUUUAAAUAUUAUUCCUUAUAGUUUAAAUUCUAAGGAUGAAGAUAUUAAAGAUACCUGUUUAAUUGCUUUCAACACAGGUGUUACUGACUUUGAUAUUUUUGAUUUGGAAAUGAAAUUGAAAUCAGAUGGAGAGGUGCUGGUUAAAAUGAUUAGCGAUAUUGCUGCAAAGGCCAAUAUUAAGUUCACCAUUUUAGUAUUGUAUUGGGAUUCUCAAGAAACACCAUUCUCCGAAGAUUUGAUCUCUCAAUAUUUAAAAUUGAAGCGAAUCACUAAGCAUUUCAGCAGUUUAUUGCAAGACAUAAUAAUUGUGAACAUAGGAGGCAAGGACCCCCAUAAAGCUUUGGAAUAUUCUAUUGAGACAUGUGGGGAUUUGUUUACCUAUAAAUUGACUGGGCGUGGUGAAUACUACCAGAGGUUAAAGGUUGAAAAAAGAGUCGCAUCUUCAGAUGUUGAUACGAUAAAUUCUCAGCGUAUUGAUGCCAAACUAAAAAGAGUCUUGGAACUCGAAGAGAAGAGGUAUCUUCAACAAAUAGAGGAAACUAAGAAGAGAAAACAGAACACAUAUGCACAUUUGGAGUCUCAUAUUCUGGCUUCCCCGAAGAGACUAAAAGCGAAAUUGCCUGUUUUAUCAUCAGCUUCGGGAGAGAGAAAGUACCGUACACCUAUGACUCUCAAGAGACGUAUAGUUUCAACCACACCUGGUGAUUAUCCUUCGACCCCUACUGUUAUACCUCCAUCUAAUCAAGGGAACGCUAAGAGACAGAAGCAGAUUAUUCUUAGUACACCUAUUCAGAAGAAAAGGCCAGCAUCUCUGCAUGUAAUGCCUUCAUCGUCAUCAACAGAUAAAACACCUGUUAUCACAGUCAUUGGAAAUGGGAAUUUAGACGAGAACAUUCACGAUAGUGUCUUGUAUAGAACCCCAAUGAACGGCAGUACCAUCAACUCCAAUGAUCAAAGUGGUAUAGAGACACCAUCCAACUUAUCUAAUCUGGAAGAAUUGAAAAAUCUAAUAUCUUCAGUUAAGAAAAAGUUUAAAUAA